This is a messenger RNA of Cajanus cajan (pigeon pea), 3095 nucleotides long. RefSeq names its product Phosphoinositide phosphatase family protein (gene ATSAC1). Lineage: Eukaryota; Viridiplantae; Streptophyta; Magnoliopsida; Fabales; Fabaceae. The record is from RefSeq and is a predicted model, not a curated record. Gene Ontology annotation, molecular function: phosphatidylinositol-3,5-bisphosphate 5-phosphatase activity. Gene Ontology annotation, biological process: phosphatidylinositol dephosphorylation. Gene Ontology annotation, cellular component: intracellular membrane-bounded organelle.
AGUAGCGGAAGAGUAUUUAAAGUUGGAAGAAGAAAGCAUGGGAUAGUGGAGAAUGCGAAGAUUGGAUUUAGAAAGAGGAAAUGGCGAAAUCGGGGAAUAAGAAUAUGGGAUCAACGUCUGUGUCUGUGUCUGCGUCGGCCAAAGUUCACCCUUCCAAUGAUCCUGAACUGGAUCCCGACUCUUACGCCCUUGAGAAGUUCAGACUCUACGAAACCAGAGCGAGGUUUUACCUGAUAGGGAGUGAUCGAAACAAGAGGUUCUUCCGGGUGUUGAAAAUCGAUCGAUCAGAGCCGUCCGAUCUGAAUAUCAGCCAAGACCCUGUGCUGUAUUCGCCCCAGGAAAUCAAGAGCUUGCUUCAGCGGAUUGCUGAAGGUAACAGGGCCACUGGUGGCCUCACUUUCGUCGCUAAAGUUUUCGGAAUUGCCGGUUGCAUCAAGUUUCUCGAGUCCUACUAUUUGAUUCUCGUUACUAAGCGCAGACAAAUUGGUUCUAUCUGUGGCCACGCAAUCUAUAGCAUCAAGGAGAGCCAAUUGAUAACCGUUCCACAUGUUUCUAUUCAAUCUGAUUUAGCUCACUCUAAGACUGAGCUCAGGUACAAAAAGCUUUUGUCUAGUGUCGAUUUGACCAAGGAUUUUUUCUUUAGUUACACUUACCCUAUAAUGCAAAGUUUGCAAAAGAAUGUCUCGCCCUGUCAAGACGGAGGAGGGAUGUCAUAUGAUAAUAUAUUUGUUUGGAAUGCGUAUUUGACGCAAACAAUCAGAUCAAGAUGCAAUAACACCAUUUGGACCAUAGCUUUAGUUCAUGGUCAUUUUAGGCAGAUUCGUCUAUCAAUUUUUGGGAGGGACUUCAGUGUUUCCUUGAUUUCUAGACGAUCAAGACAUUUUGCAGGAACACGGGAAGGAUUGAAGGAGGAGGAGCUAAAAACCAGUUACUUGAAAAGGGGAGUGAAUGAUCGGGGGAGGGUUGCUAAUGAUGUUGAGACAGAGCAGAUUGUCCUUGAUGAAGAAGCUGGCUCUUGCAAGGGCAAAAUGAGUUCAGUUGUGCAAAUGCGUGGAUCAAUACCACUUUUCUGGUCACAAGAAGCAUCAAGAUUUAGCCCUAAGCCUGACAUAAUUUUGCAGAGGUAUGAUCCAACAUACCAAGCAACAAAAUUGCAUUUUGAAGACCUUGCUAAGAGAUAUGGCAAUCCAAUUAUUGUUCUUAAUUUGAUUAAGACAGUUGAGAAACGACCUCGAGAAAUGAUGCUUAGGCGUGAAUUUGCAAGCGCUGUUGGGUAUCUAAACCAAAUUCUACCAGUCGAGAACCAUCUUACAUUUAUUCAAUGGGACUUUCACAAGUUUGCAAAGAGCAAGUCUGCCAAUGUUUUGGCAGUUUUAGGAGCUGUAGCAAGUGAAGCGCUUGAUUUAACUGGUUUUUACUACAGUGGUAAACCCAGUAUCAUAAAGAGGGCCAACAAGAGCAAUCGAACGAGUACAGGGAGGGAUACUUCACUAAGAGAUCUGAGAGCUAGUUCUGGAGAUCUGAGGAUUGGGAACAGUAAUGAAAUGCUAAAUUCUGUGGUUAAUCGAGACAGAGAGACUGACAUGAACCAUCAGAAUACAAAAGAUAAUUUUAGUAGUGAUGCACCACAUUUUCAAAGUGGAGUUCUCCGUACCAACUGCAUUGACUGCUUGGACCGUACAAAUGUUGCCCAGUAUGCAUAUGGUCUUCAAGCUUUAGGGCGCCAGCUCCAUGCAAUGGGUUUGACUGACAUGCCAAAAGUGGAUCCUUAUAGUAGUAUUGCUGCAGCUCUAAUGGACAUGUAUCAAAGUAUGGGAGAUGCUCUUGCCCAGCAGUAUGGUGGUUCUGCAGCUCACAAUACUGUAUUUCCAGAGAGGCAGGGAAAGUGGAAAGCAACAACACAAUCAAGAGAGUUUUUAAAAUCCAUAAAACGAUACUAUAGCAAUGCUUACACAGAUGGUGAAAAACAAGAUGCAAUAAACUUAUUUUUAGGUUACUUCCAACCACAGGAAGGGAAACCUGCUCUCUGGGAGUUGGAUUCAGAUUAUUAUCUCCAUGUUUCUGGGAUUGGGGAUGAUCUAAUUCCUGAGAGGUGUUCUGAACCAAAUCUCAAGCCUUCUGGAAGAGGUGGAACAGUAUUCACCCCUAUACCAGCUUGCAGAGAAGACUUCUCACGCAUAAAGUUGACAUCAUUUGACAAAUUAAUUGAAAAAACCUGUAGUACAAUUAAAAAUGUAAGACUAUGCUGUGAACCUGAUCAAAGACCAGGUGGGGGUUCUGGAAACAGUGGUGUAGCACCUGAUGCAGCUGAGAUACAGCUCAAAAGCCCAAAUUGGCUUUUCGGCCAGAGAAAGUAUGAAGAGGGUUCCUCUGCUUCAAAAGUUGCUUCUCGUGAAACUGAUGUUGAAGGAUCUCAUGCUAAUGGCUUUUGUGACUUGAAUUGGCUAUCCUCGGGCAAUGAUAUGAAUGAAGAGGACGUUUUCCAAAGGUACCUUACAAUGACCUCAACAAACGAGGCCAACGGUUGGUAUGGAGGUAGUCUCCUUGGUGAUCAAGAUGAAAGCAGUGAGAUAUAUAAACAUUACGCCGAGUUAUGCCAGGGACCUGCCUUGGAACUUUUCCAAAAUGACCCCGAGAGGGAGCAACACUACGCAGGUGCUUUAAGCACAAGUUCAUAUGAAAUUGUUAAUGAUGCUACUGUUGCAGCCGAAAUGGAAGCAGCUCUAAAGGAGUAUGACCAAGUCGGUUCUGACCUCGGGAUCAUUCCCAUGUCUUGUAAAUUCUUUGCUGAUGAUCCCAGCUGGCUGACGAGAUGGUUAACUGGGGAAGAAAAAGUACCUAGGUUAUGAUGGGUCAUUGUUUUGGCAUGUAUAAUUUGAACAUAUAUUUCUGUACAAUUUUAACUCGUUGAUUCGUAUACAAAAGUCAUUGUCAAUAUUCAUAUCAAUCGUCGGGCUUUAGAUUUUUUUUUUUUUGUAUAUUUAAUUUAAGUACAUUUUGUUCUCUAUAGUUUGUCCUAAUUAGUUCCCAAACUAGAAGUGUAAUUUUUGGUCUUAUAGUUUCACAGGUUUAGGUUUUGUUUCCUAUAAUUUUCA